AUGGCACAGGGAGGAACUCAGCUGGACUCUGAAAAAUUCUCCUGUUCCAUCUGUCUGGAUCUACUGAAGGAUCCAGUGGCUCUUCCAUGUGGUCACAGCUACUGCAUGAGGUGUAUUCAAAGCUGCUGGGAUGGAGAGGACCAGAGGAGAAUCUACAGCUGCCCACAGUGCAGACAGACCUUCACCCCAAGGCCUGUCCUGGUGAAAAACACCAUGUUAGCAGAGUUAGUGGAGGAGCUGAAGAAGACGGGACUCCAAGCUGCUCCUCCUGAUGGCUGCUAUGCUGGACCUGGAGAUGUGGCCUGUGAUGUCUGCACUGGGAGAAAGCUGAAAGCCCUCAAGUCCUGUCUGGUGUGUCUGGUCUCUUACUGCCAGCAGCACCUCCAGCCUCACAUUGAAUCUCCUGCCUUUGAAAACCAUAAGCUGGUCGACCCAUCCAAGAACCUGAAGGACAAGCUCUGCUCUCGUCAUGGUGAGGUGAUGAAGAUCUUCUGCCGCACUGAUCAGCAGUGCAUCUGUUAUCUCUGCUCCAUGGAGGAACAUAAAGGCCAUGACACAAUCUCAGCUGCAGCAGAAAGAUCGGAGAGGCAGAAAGGGCUCGGGGAGAGACGCAAAACAAUCCAGCAGAGAAUCCAGGACAGAGAGAAAGACGUGAAGGCGCUUCAGCAGGAGGUGGAGGACAUCAAUCGCUCUGCUGAUGAAGCAGUGGAGCAAAUCAGAUCGCAGCAGAAAGCCAAGGUGAGUCGGACCGAAGAACUGGAGGCGAAGCUGAAGCAGGAGAUCGCUGAGCUGAGGAGGAAAGACGUUGAGCUGGAGCAGCUCUCACACACAGAGGAUCACACACAUUUCCUGCACAGUUACCCCUCGCCGUCACGUCUCAGUGGAUCUACACAACUUCCCUGCACCGAUAUCCGCCCUCUGCACCGCUUUCAGGAUGUGACUGUGGCUUUGACAGAGCUCAGAAAUAAACUGCAGGGCGUUCUUAGUGAAGACAGGACUAAGAUCUCACUGACAGUGACUGAACCGGAUGUUUUACUGUCACAGACAGAACCCAAAACCAGAGCUGAGUUCUUACAAUAUUCAUGUCAAAUGACAGUGGACACAAACACAGCAAACAUUCAGCUGUUAUUAUCUGAGGGGAACAGAAAAGUAACAAGAACUUUAGGAAGACAGCGAUAUUCUGAUUACUCAGACAGAUUCACUGAACGCUGUCAGGUCCUGAGCAGAGAGAGUCUGACUGGACGGUGUUACUGGGAGGUGGAGUGGAGCGGGUUCAGAGUUUCCAUAGCAGUUACAUAUCAGGAUGUGAGCAGAAAAGGGAGGGAAAGUCGAUUCGGUUAUAAUGAAAAGUCUUGGGUAUUAGAGUGUCACAACAAUAAUUUUGAAUUCAUCCAUAACAGUGAGGAAACUCCCAUACAAGGCCCUGUGUCCUCCAGACUGGGAGUGUACCUGGAUCACAGAGCAGGUGUUCUGUCCUUUUACAGCGUCUCUGAAACCAUGACUCUCCUCCACAGAGUCCAGACCACGUUCACUCAGCCGCUCCACGCUGGGAUCUGCUUGUUUUAUCAUGAAUCCACUGCUGAGUUUUGUGAGCUCACAAAGACAGGUGUUAUGAUAGGAGCGAUGUGA
Myripristis murdjan (pinecone soldierfish) is the source of this 1629-nucleotide messenger RNA. RefSeq names its product tripartite motif-containing protein 16-like. The transcript has a single exon. Gene Ontology annotation, molecular function: zinc ion binding; protein binding. Lineage: Eukaryota; Metazoa; Chordata; Actinopteri; Holocentriformes; Holocentridae. The record is from RefSeq and is a predicted model, not a curated record. The coding region runs from base 1 to 1629 and encodes 542 amino acids.